Molecule: messenger RNA, 1566 nt
Organism: Pocillopora damicornis (cauliflower coral)
Lineage: Eukaryota; Metazoa; Cnidaria; Anthozoa; Scleractinia; Pocilloporidae
Biological process (GO): G protein-coupled receptor signaling pathway
Cellular component (GO): plasma membrane
Molecular function (GO): G protein-coupled receptor activity
Source: RefSeq, a predicted model, not a curated record
CAUCAUUUGGCGAUGCUCCAGCGUGACACAAGAAGCAGCAAGGAAGCUUGAACUCUUCGAAGGAUCAAGAAAAAGAAAACAGGAAACACUACACUGGAAAGCGAAUCUAAUCGACCAAAAUUCAAUAUGAACGUCACACGAGUCACCCCAAAUUUGCGAUCUGUCAAUAGCACCUUUAACCAGGAUCCAGGCAUGGAAACAUACCAGCUGAUAAUCCUAGUGGUGUGUUAUUCCAUUGUGUGUCUCGCCAUUUUGACCGUUAACUACCUCAUGGUGCGAGCCUUUAUUACAAAUCAAUCGCUACUAUACCAUCAGAGAUACUUCCUGGGCUACCUCGCCUGCGCUGAUCUUGUGGUGGGACUGGCAUCGAUACCAACCUUCUUGUACAACAUGACUAACUGGCCAAGUUACAGCUUUUACAUCUAUGAAGCAUCUGACUGUGCCUCUGGGUUUGGCUCAGCCGGCAUUCUCGUGGCUCUAUCAGUACAAGCAUUACGUUCAACAUUCAGGUCCCCGACUCGGUACGCAGGUUAUCCUAAAAAGCGCAAUUUUUAUCUCGUCAUCGCGGGCUCGACGUUUAUUGCUGGUGGUGCUGUGGCCUUUAAUGUUGCAUGUCUAAUGGAUUACGUUUCAUUCUUCGUUUACUUCUACUUAGCAGUUGGUCUACUCGCUAUAACCGCCCUCUUCCUUAUCUUCACGUGCACAGUGGUAAUGGUUUCUCAGCUGUAUGGCAAAGUGCGUGAAACUGAUCGCGACGAAGACAAAAAAAUUGUAAAAUCAGUGAUAGCAUCAUGUGCUGUUUAUGUAGUUUUAUGGGCCUUACCUUAUACAGGUUUUACAUAUUAUAAAUUUUGUAACUUUUGUGUCCCUGUUUCCAUAAUGUUUCUGUACAGUGUUAGAAUCGUUUUGUAUCUGAAAUCAAUUUUAAUGCUCGGAUUUUAUUUCUAUACCAUCAGUUCACUUCAUAGAACUGUAAAGAAAAUCCUUACUUAUGACUGUCUUGGAAUACCGAGAUAUCGCUACACCAGAAAAAAUUAAUUGUAACUGAUCUUUUACAAUGUCUCAAACGCGUUUUACUGAAACGCUAAGGUUUUCGAACAGGUCUCGAGGCGAAUGUCCUCAGCGGCAUCAGCAUAUAGCGAUAAGCAAGUAUUGAGACUGAUAUAUUACUUGGUUAUAAUUCACGUUUGUAACAAGAUCACAGGCACGAAAAACCUGUGAGGACUUUGCAAUGUUGAGGUUUCCUUAUAUUCUCUUUUUUAAUAUAAGUAAGUGCUUCAGCACAGCAUGUCUAAUAGAAACAUUCAAAAGAGCUGAGUGUGCGCCCUUAAAAAAAAGCAACAAUAUAACCAAUCAUAACACAUUUUUGAACACUAAAAAUGAUCUUAUCUGCCUCGGUCAGAAGACAGUUUUCAAUCGUAAAACUAAACUUUACUUGAGCCAAACUUUUGGCUUGACUGCAGAGUGAGUCUUGCAAAUAUAAUUCUUCUCGAUUCUUCAAUUCAAACGUAAGCUUUUGACAUGUCUGAUGGAUGCUUAAUUUUACCAAUAAAUGUGGCCGAAUAA